Molecule: messenger RNA, 717 nt
Organism: Ipomoea triloba (trilobed morning glory)
Lineage: Eukaryota; Viridiplantae; Streptophyta; Magnoliopsida; Solanales; Convolvulaceae
Exons: 1
Coding region: 107-529 (140 amino acids)
Source: RefSeq, a predicted model, not a curated record
UAUCGAGUCGUACACUUUCUCUCUUUUCGAUCUCCAUUUUCUUGUGACGAAGAAAAACCAUUUUCUCUUUCGAAGACCGCAAAACUCUCCGCAGAUAACUGUUUCGAUGGAGAAAACGCUGAGCGCGCAGAAGAAGAAGAAAGCUCCGAAGCAGCCGAAAGCGGCGGCGGCGGCUAACGGCGCCGCCGCCAGGAAACAGCUGAAGGUGGUGUACAUCUCGAAUCCGAUGAAAGUAGAGACGAGCCCGUCGGAAUUUAGGGCUUUGGUGCAGGAACUUACGGGCCAGGACGCCGACGUCCCCGGCCCGGGACCGUUCAAGUUCCCGCCGGGCCCCGGUGUCGGUGCCGCCGCCGCCGGGGCUCCGAACGGGAAUAAAGCCGCGGCGGAAGAACAUUCCGGCGAGGCGGGGCUGCAGCAUGACGUGGCGGAGAGCUCAGAUCUCUCGUCGGAGACGGCGCCGCCGGAUUACGUGCCGCAGUUGAUAGAGGAUUUUCCGGGGAUAAUGCCUUCAAACAUGUGGUAUGGUUGAACGUAUUGAAUGUGAUGAAGUUAAGUUAAUUGCUUAAUUUAUCGCCAAAAAAAAAAAAAACAGAAGCCUAAACUGAACUAAAAAAUUAAUUGUAAAUUAGGAAAAAACAGUAUUAUGUGAAUCCUAGUAUAGGCUUCUGUAUUAUGUAUGUGUUUUGAUUUUAUGAUUAUCGAUCGUCUUUAACCCUA